Molecule: messenger RNA, 2011 nt
Organism: Diuraphis noxia (Russian wheat aphid)
Lineage: Eukaryota; Metazoa; Arthropoda; Insecta; Hemiptera; Aphididae
Product: Glucose transporter 1
Biological process (GO): monosaccharide transmembrane transport
Cellular component (GO): membrane
Molecular function (GO): hexose transmembrane transporter activity
Source: RefSeq, a predicted model, not a curated record
GCGUUUGGCCGUGUGCAGGACGAGGAGGACGCAGCCGGGGCGCGCUCGAUAUCGUAUAUUAUUAUUGUAUAUCGCAUUUGUACGUCGACGAUUUUCCACGCGCGCGCGCCACAAAGCGUUUAUAUAGAUCCUUUGAACGGCGGGUCGCACCCUCAGUCGUUCCUAGUACGCGGCUUGACGUGUAGCGGCGGACAUAUACGUAGGUACCUACCCACACCGUCGAUCUUAGGUAUUUUUGAGAGAUUGAGAGCGAGCGAGUGACGAACAUCACACGGCGCAUCACGAUAUUAUACUCGGCCUGGUCGACAGCGUUCCUGAGACCGAUAACAUUGUACGUGGUCACGACGUCCAUUAACUUACUGUCCGUGGAAUAGAUUAUGACCGAAAAACAAAUGGUGAAAGACGCGGAAAAACAGGCGCCCACGCCUCAAAACCAGAGCCUCAAUGGAAGACUGUUGUUUGCCAUCAUAGCUUCGGCUUUCGGUUCGGCAUUCCAACAUGGGUACAACACUGGCGUGGUGAACGCUCCACAAGCGCUGAUCGAAAAAUGGAUUAGCGGUGUGAUAUCCAACAGAAACGACGGCAAGCCAACGGAUCAAACGCAAGUGACAUUGAUAUGGGCCGUUGCGGUGUCGAUAUUCUGUGUCGGCGGUAUGGUCGGCGGUUUGAGUACCGGCUUCGUGGCCGAGAAGUUUGGUCGCAAGGGUGGUUUGCUGGUGUCCAACGCACUGGUCAUCCUGUCGGCUGCACUCCAAGGCGUCUCAAAGAUGUACUCGUCGUAUGAACUAAUCAUCAUCGGACGAUUUAUCAUCGGUAUCAACUCCGGACUUAACGCUGGAUUGACCCCAAUGUAUCUGGCCGAGAUCUCUCCCAUGAAUUUACGUGGAUCCGUCGGAACCGUUUACCAACUGGUCGUUACCAUUUCGAUUUUGAUUUCCCAAAUAUUGGGUUUGGACUACAUUCUGGGUACAGCUGAGCUUUGGCCCAUACUAUUGGCCUUAAUUAUCGUGCCAGCCAUAUUCAUGUUCGUCACGUUGCCUUUCUGCCCGGAAUCGCCAAAGUACACACUCAUCAAUAAGAAGAAAGACAUCGAAGCCGAGAGAGGACUGCAGUGGCUGAGAGGAACAAUCGAAGUGCACGACGAAAUGGAUGAAAUGAGAGCCGAAAACGAAGCGAUGAAGGUCAUCCCACGAGUAACUCUUCGUGAGAUGUUGUCGAAUCCGAUGUUGAAAACUCCUCUUGGAAUUUCUGUGAUGAUCAUGUUGUGUCAACAAUUAUCCGGUAUCAACGCUGUCAUGUUCUUCUCCACGAAAAUCUUUAAUAUGGCUGGGAUGAGCAAUGAUGGAGCCAAAUACGCCACGCUCGGUAUGGGUUCACUCAACGUGUUAAUGACGCUGAUCUCUCUGUUUUUGGUCGAACUCACCGGCCGCAAGACUCUGUUGAUGAUUGGAUUCUCUUCCAUGUUCGUCGUCACCGUUAUGCUUACCAUCGCUCUGAUGUUUGUGAAUGCCAGCUCCAUUGUGUCCGGCUUGGCCGUGGUACUCGUCAUGGCUUUCGUCAUCGCGUUCGCCGUCGGUCCUGGAUCCAUCCCGUGGUUCUUAGUGUCCGAACUGUUCAACUCGUCUGCCCGACCAUUGGCCACCAGCAUAGCCGUCGGAGUCAACUGGACUGCCAAUUUUGUGGUUGGCCUGGGUUUCCUACCGCUGCAGGAAAUGUUGCAGUCAAACGUGUUCCUCAUAUUCGUCGUGUUGCUCGCGCUAUUCGUGUUGUACGUGUACAAAAAAGUUCCAGAAACCAAGAACAAAACAUUGGAAGAGAUUCAAAUGGGUUUCAGACAGGAAUCGUACAAAUAAUCAGGCGUGCCCUGUAUUACAUAAUAGUAAUAAUAAUAAUACUAUGACACCUCCACCGAGAAAAAGAUUCCUCAGCCAGAAGCUAUAUAUAAUACAAAUACAUAUAUUAUAUAUAUAUUAUAUACGAGUACCUUUUUCAUAACAAUAUAAAAAUAUUU